Molecule: messenger RNA, 1480 nt
Organism: Myripristis murdjan (pinecone soldierfish)
Lineage: Eukaryota; Metazoa; Chordata; Actinopteri; Holocentriformes; Holocentridae
Gene: tc2n
Product: tandem C2 domains, nuclear
Exons: 12
Coding region: 37-1458 (473 amino acids)
Cellular component (GO): nucleus
Source: RefSeq, a predicted model, not a curated record
ACAAAGUUUUGCCUCUAAAUCCAUGAUAAACACCGCAUGGCUAUGGAGUGCUUCAAAAACUGCUGCAAGAAUUUCAUGAGGAAGAAGGAGAAGGAGCAGGAGAUUCAAGUGAAGUUGCCACCUGCCAAGGCAGCAGCCACAGCGAGAGGGCCAGAUGAUGGGAGGAGCGGCGUCUCAGAAGACUACCUCUUGUCCAAACUCCCGCCAGAUGGGAGAGAGGUGCCUUUUGUCCUGCCGACCUUCAAGCCCUCUUACAUCCAGCCCAGAGGCUCCCGCUACCCAAACUUACAGUCCGGGCUGCAGAGUUCAGCCAGGACCACAUAUGCAGAGAGGAAGGCCGAACUGCUGGGAACCAGUCACAUUGUCUACAAUCCUGAGUCCAGCUUCCAUCAGAGUCAGAUGGCUGAAUAUUUUUCCCCUGGCUCGGCCCGUCGGGACACACUGAAGAACAGGAACUCCAGUCCCCAGGGCCCAGGUUUGGAUCUGAAGCCGGGGAGGCAGAGACUGAGCAGCUCCAUGUUCGACCUGUCCAGCCCCCAGGGCCACAUGGAGCGCUUCAACUCCGUGUCCAGCGUCCAGAGCAGCACGUCCUCCACGAUGGGCUCCAUUGAAAGCAGCCUCGAGUCCAUCACCCUGUCCGGAGACGAGCGCGAGCUGGGGAAGGUGUGUGUGCGGCUCAGCUACCAGGAGGCUCUGGAGCAGGUGUGGAUCACCCUGGUCCAGUGCUCAGACCUGAACCUCCCUCCGGACAGCGGGGAACCGCAAAAGAUUGGAUUUAAAGGGAUCAUCACCAUGCCCAAGCCGAUAGAGUUCAAGAGCUCGAUCAAAGAGUGCGGCCAGGAUGCUGUCUUCAUGGAGACCUUUGUGUUUGCGCUGCGUCUCCAGCAGUUGCGCUGCAGUGCCUUGGUGCUGCGGCUGCAGACGCACAAUCCCAGGAAACGCACCGUGGCUCAGUGUGUCGUCAGCCUGCGACAGCUCGGCCCUCAGGAGACGGAGCACUGGCUUGACCUCAGCCCGCCGUCCAAAAGCUCCGCGUGCCACUCUGAGCUGCAUGUAGCCACGUGCUUUCAGCCGGUUAAUGGACGCAUCCAACUUCAGGUGCUUGCAGCCCAAAAUCUCCCAGCAUCCUCCUCACCCCUCACCCAGGCGUUUUUCGUCAAGGCGGAGAUGCACCAGGUCGGGCGAGUGGUGAUGAAGAAGAAGACGCGAGCACUGAAGGCCUCGGGCGGCCAGUGUCAGUGGACGGAGACCUUCCACUUCCACCUGGCCGCUCUGGACCACGCCUGCACGCUGUCAAUCAAACUGUGCGCUCGCAGCUCUGUGAGGAGGAAGCAGGUCCUCGGGCAGGUCCACCUGGGAUUCGACAGUCCCGUCCCGGAGGCUGUGGAGCAGUGGAACGACACGAUGGCCCACCCUGAGAAAGUGGUGGCAGCGUGGCACAGACUUAGCCCAUCCUAAAUGAACUCCCUCCCCCACACAC